Messenger RNA from Pyricularia oryzae 70-15, 1011 nucleotides. Its product is annotated as cystein rich protein. The transcript has 2 exons. NCBI's taxonomy places the organism in Eukaryota, Fungi, Ascomycota, Sordariomycetes, Magnaporthales, Pyriculariaceae. The record is from RefSeq and is a predicted model, not a curated record. Bases 1 to 1011 code for a protein of 336 amino acids.
AUGAAGAGCGUCACCGCCAUCCAGCUCGUUUCCAUGCUCCUUGCGGCACCCCUGGGCAUCAACGCCUACAAGGUCGAGGUCAUGAAGGUGGAAAACGCCAAGUUCCAGAACGAAAACACAAUCACCUACCGGGAGCCCGGGAAGCCCGGUCGCGUCACCUGGGGAUGCGACCCCAAUGACGGCGACCACCUCGCUCUCAGCGCCGACCAGACCUACGCCACCUGCUGCAACAAGCCCAAUUCCGUCCUGGCCGGGUCCGCCGCCACCGAGUUCCACUGCUGUAGUGGCGACGAAGAUGUUGCCCUCGACGCCGAGGGUGCCUACGGCUGCUGCCCCGCCGGCCAGAUCUUUGGCGGCGCGUGCAAGGAGCUCUGCAAGAAUGGAAAGGAGUUCGACGCCGAUGGCAACUGCGUCUGCCCCAAGGGCGAGGAGGUGCAACCGGAUGGUAACUGCGGAGUGACCCGCAAGCCUGACGUGGACAACGGCGACAAGCCUGCUUGCAAGUCUGGCCUGGAGACCGGCAAAUGCUACCAGUUCAAGGGCAAGGAGAGCGGCAAGCUCCUCGCCUAUGUCAACAACCAGUACUCCGAGACGGCUCGAGCCAAGAACGUCUUCCCGGGCAAGUUCCUGUUCUGCCUGGACGAGACCUGCAAGGCCGGCAUCCCCGUGAACCCCAGCAACCAGAUCUACAUCAAGGACCUCCACGGGCCCACCCGCGCGCAGACCGGCCAGUGGCUCGACGGAGCCGUCAACGGCGCGCACAUUGGCAAGACCCCCGAGUUUGCCAAGGCCGGAUCCUUCUCCAUCUCAAAGUGGACCUGCGGCACCUACUGCCUGUCGGGCUUCAUCCACGGCCUCGACAUCGCCUGCCCCACCACGGACCCGUCCAUCAGCUUCUACACCAACGGCGACGCCGAGGCCUGCGUGCCCUUUGAGCUCAUCGAGGUCCCCUGCGACAUCAGGGACGAUGCCAACAACUGCCUGUGGGACCUGCCCGCCAAGAAGUGCUAA